Odobenus rosmarus divergens (Pacific walrus) is the source of this 2487-nucleotide messenger RNA. RefSeq names its product zinc finger protein 33B-like. NCBI's taxonomy places the organism in Eukaryota, Metazoa, Chordata, Mammalia, Carnivora, Odobenidae. The transcript is spliced from 6 exons. The coding region runs from base 1 to 2487 and encodes 828 amino acids. Gene Ontology annotation, biological process: regulation of cytokine production; regulation of immune system process; negative regulation of transcription by RNA polymerase II. The record is from RefSeq and is a predicted model, not a curated record.
AUGUUUGGCUCUUCAGGGAAGUGUAACUGGAUAGAGUUGGUGUCAUUUGAGGAUGUGGCUGUGAACUUCUCCUGGGAGGAGUGGCAGGACCUGGACGAUGCUCAGCGUACCCUGUACAGGGUUGUGAUGCUGGAGACAUACAGUAGCCUGGUGUCACUGGGGCACUGCAUUACCAAACCUGAGGUGAUUGUCAAGUUGGAGCAAGGAGCAGAGCCGUGGACUGUAGAGGAAGCCCCAGCCCAGAGCCUCCCAGAUGUCCAGACUGCAGAUGAACUGAUUGAGACCCACCAGGAGCAUCAGAGCAGACAUGUGUGGCAAGUUGGAUUUGCCAACGACAAAAUGUCAACUAAGGAGAGAACCAACUUGGGAAAACCAUUUAAUUUGACUGCAGUCUACCUUUCAAACCUGAUUAUAAAUAAUGGAAACUGUUCAGGAAUGAAGCCAGAGGAGUUUAAUGUGUGUCAGAACAUGUUUCUCCCUGGUGAGCCUGAUGAGAUGCAUGUUGGAGAGAAGCCUGAGGACCAUAAUACAACUGGGAAACCCCUCAGGUAUGGCGAGCAUUGUAGUUUUCAUCAGAAGGAUCAAAUUUUGCAGCCACCUUUUGAAUUUGGUGGGCAAGGGAAGGGCUUCAACAAGGAGGCAACCUUCUUUACACAUAGCAGUGCUCACAUGGGAGAGCCUGCCUAUAAAUAUGAUGAAUAUUGGAGAGCCUGUGACAAGUCAGCUCUCAUUGCCCAAGAGAGAACUCACAUAGGGGUGGAUCACUGUAGAUGUAAGGAAUGGGAGAACACCUUUUGUGUGAAAACAACACAGUCGAAUCUUCAUAGAGCUGAUUUCGAGGAGCAACACCAUAAACGUAAUCAAAGUGGGGAUAAUUUCAGCAAGAAAUUACACCUCACUCCACUUUCAAGAACUCAGUUAGGAGAGAAAACUUUUGAAUGUGAUGUAUGUGGCAAAACUUUCUACAAAAAGUCUAAUCUCAGUAAACAUCAGAAAAUACACACAGGAGAGAAACCCUAUAAAUGCAGUGAGUGUGAGAAAACCUUCCUCAGUAAAACAGUUCUUACAGUACAUCGGAGAACUCAUACAGGGGAGAAACCCUAUGCAUGUAUCAAAUGUGAGAAAUCUUUCUGCCAUAAGUCACACCUAACUGUUCAUCAGAGAACCCACACAGGAGAAAAACCAUAUGAAUGUUAUGAAUGUGGGAAAUCCUUCUCUGUGAAAACCAAACUCACUGUACAUCUGAGAACACACACAGGGGAGAAACCCUAUGAAUGUAAUGAGUGUAGGAAAUCCUUUUACCAGAAGUCAGCCCUCACUGUGCAUCAAAGGAUUCACAAUAGAGAGACACAUCAUGAAUGCAAUGAUUGUGGUAAAACCUUCCAUAAGAAGUCAGUUCUCAUUGCACAUCAGAGAACUCACACAGGAGAGAGACCUUAUGAAUGUAAAGAAUGUGGGAAAUCCUUUGGCCAUCGCCCAGCUCUUACCGUACAUCAGAGAAGUCACACAAGAGACAAACCUUAUAAAUGUAACGAAUGUGGGAAAUCUUUCUGUGUAAAGCCAAAGCUCACUGUGCAUCUGAGACUUCACACAGGUGAGAAACCCUAUGAAUGUAAGGAAUGUGGGAAGACUUUCUACCAGAAAUCAAAACUCACUGUACACCAGAGAACUCACACAGGUGAGAAACCUUAUAAAUGUAAUGAAUGUUGGAAGACCUUUUGUGAGAAGUCAACUCUCAAUAGACAUCAGAGAACUCACACAGGAGAGAAACGCUAUGGAUGUAAAGAAUGUAGGAAAGCUUUCUACCAGAAGUCAGCCCUGACUGUGCACCAGAGAACUCACACAGGAGAGAAACCCUAUGAGUGUAAUGAAUGUGGGAAAACCUUCUGUCAGAAAUCGCACCUCAACAAACAUCAGAGAACUCACACUGGGGAGAAGUCAUGUGGGGCAGAGACUGGCUAUAUGUAUACCCAAACUCACUUUCUCUUUGUGUUGGGCACACAGUUAGCCUGCAUGUCUCAGCCUCCCUUUACUAAACAGUGCUCUCCAGACUGGGGGCCUGUUUGGACCUCUCUCCAUCCCACCAUGUUACUGUCCUACCCGGAUGUGGGAGGCUUUCAAGAGAAGGAAUCUCUUUCUUCUUACAUCACUGUAUUUGGCUUAGGAUCACAGACUCUGAUGACCCUUGCUGCCCUUAACUGGAGUCCAGGCCUGAAUAAGGAAUUGAAACAAUCACAGUGUGGGUUUGCAGCACGGGCACCCUUCUGCCUGGAGACCCAGAACUGUGUGUUAAGUCCUAGAAAUGAGCAGAGCAGAGACUAUGAGGUUAGGGAAGCACUUAGUGAGUCUCGGAGUCCUGCUGCAGGACUCUGGCUGAGGCCAAGAGGAGAUGUGGCCAAGGCUUUACCAAGUCUCGGGGGUCAAGGGUCUUGGGCCAAACACUUCCGCCCCUGCACAAACUCAGCUGAGGCGAUUGUACUGAAAUAG